Molecule: messenger RNA, 3172 nt
Organism: Malurus melanocephalus (red-backed fairy wren)
Lineage: Eukaryota; Metazoa; Chordata; Aves; Passeriformes; Maluridae
Gene: SLC39A6
Product: solute carrier family 39 member 6
Exons: 10
Coding region: 579-2789 (736 amino acids)
Biological process (GO): intracellular zinc ion homeostasis; zinc ion import across plasma membrane
Cellular component (GO): membrane
Molecular function (GO): zinc ion transmembrane transporter activity
Source: RefSeq, a predicted model, not a curated record
UCCAGUGCUGGGCACUCUGUUCCAGUGCUCGGUCACCCGCAGAGUACAGUUCCUCCUCAUUUUCUGGGAAUACUCCCUGUGYUUCAUUUUCCGCUCUUUGCCCCCUUGUUGAGCACCACCGAUAAGAGCCUGGAUCCAUCCUCUUAGCUCUCUUCCUUCAGAUACUUACAGACAAUGCUGAGGUUCCUUCGCAGCRGUCUCUUUCCAGCGGCGGUGUUGGGUUUUUAAGGCUGACUAAAAUAUUUUUAGAAACUCAGGUUCUCGGUGUCUCCCUGGAAAAGGGCUGAGGCAACAUAGCCCUGCACGCAGUCUCCAGAGCAGCUAAUUCGCAGCGCUGCUGGAGUAUUCAUGGAAUGAAACACCCAAACGCUCACACUUGAGAGCAUCCGGUCCGCAGCAAUGGUCUGCCUGCCUAGUGAAAGGAGCCGUGCGACGCUAAUGUAAAACAAAGACRGAACGUGACAGGAUAAAAUGCCARAKUUUUGUGGAGUGUUGCAAAUGSUCGUCCAGCUGGUUUGCCAAAACCUUCGGGAAAUCCAGUAAUGAAAGAUUACUUUCCCUACUGAAAAGGAACUGCAAUGGAAAGUGCAGUAUCAGUCAUUUUCCUUGUAUCAUUUUCCAUACUGCUGUGUGAAAGUUAUCACCAUGGAGUGGAGACAGCUACUGUUGUGCAUACAUCGGAGAGAGCUUCUCCAGAAAAGACAGUGGGUGUUAAUGCUGACUUGGCAGGACUAAUACAGAAAUUGCACCUUCAAGAACUUUUUAAUCGUUAUGGAGAAAACAACUCUCUGUCAAUUGAUGGCUUUAGAAAACUGCUCCAGAAUAUAGGUAUAGAUAAAAUGAAAAGGAUUAAAAGAAGCUAUGACCACGAUCAUGAUCAUGACCACAAUCAUGAUCAUGACCACAAUCAUGAUCAUCAUGACCACGACCAUGAUCAUCACUCUCAUCAUAACCAUGUUUCAGUAAAUAAAAAUUCUGAGAAGAGUGCCUGUCCAAACCAUGAAUCCGAUGCUGGCAAAGACCACAGGAACAGUCAUGCAAAGGAGCCCCACAAAGCCGAGAGUGUUGAACGCCAGCAGAACUUUGUGCGCAGCAAGAGCACAGUUCAUGAGAUCACAGCAUCUGUCAUCACCUCUUCCACAGGGAGCCACGCCGAGCUGCAGAAYGUGCAGCCUGGAGAAGUCAAGACAGUUGUCCGUGCAGGGCUGGCUGGCCCCGGUGCYGUUAAUGUCUCAGGGGGCCGCAAUGCCACCUGGCUCGCUGUCAGCAAGGCAAACGAAUCUCGUGCUGCUCCAAAGGAAUUGGAAAGAGGGAGUUACCUCUAUUCUAAACUGAAAAAACAAAAUACUCAAGAGUGCUCCAAUGCAUCCAGACUAAUGCAGUCACAUGGAAUAGGCACUCAGGUAUUGUUGACUGCUACAGAAUUUAGUUAUCUCUGUCCAGCUCUUAUUAAUCAGAUUGAUGGCAAAUACUGCAUAGUCCAUGCGACUAGUAAAAGAGCUGAAACUCCUCCAAAAGGUUACUCUCUGGAAAUAGCUUGGAUUGGUGGCUUUAUAUCCAUCUCUGUCAUCAGCUUUCUUUCCUUGUUGGGUGUUAUAUUGUUACCACUGAUGAAUCGAGUAUUUUUCAAAUUUCUUCUGAGUUUUCUUGUUGCAUUGGCUGUGGGGACCAUGAGUGGAGAUGCCUUCUUACACCUYCUUCCACAUUCUCAUGGAAACCAUCAGCAUCACCACGAAAAGCCUCUGCUUGAUCUGAAAGGCUCUAUGUACAAACAUCUUAUUCUUCAUCGUACAGAUGAGAAUGCUUACCUGGAUUCUACGUGGAAAGGACUUACAGCACUUGGRGGCUUGUACGUGAUGUUUCUAGUGGAGCAUAUGAUCACUUUAAUAAAGCAAUUUAAAGACAAGAAGAAAAAGAAAAAAAGUGAAGAUGAUGGAGAAAGUAAGAAGUUUUCAGCAAAUGAAGAAAAGUUGGAUACGGAUGAUCGGCCUGAGUGCUAUCUAGGGACAGACUGUCAAGAUCCAUCAACCUUCAUGUCUCAGCAGCCAACUGUACAAGAGGAAGAAGAAGUGAUGAUAGCUCAUUCUCAUCAAGAGGAGGUUGACGGUGAAUACGUGUCCAGGAUCUGUAGGAACAAAUGCCAUUCUCACUUGCACGAUACUCUAGGACAGACAGAUCGCCUCAGUCAYCAUCACCACGAUUACCAUCAUAUUCUGCAUCACCACCAUCAUCAGAACCAUCAUCCCCACAGUCACACUCAGCGCUACUCACGCAAAGAACUGAAGGAGGCAGGGAUAGCAACUCUGGCAUGGAUGGUGAUCAUGGGAGAUGGACUACACAAUUUCAGUGAUGGACUAGCAAUUGGAGCAGCGUUUACUGAAGGGUUAUCUAGUGGUUUAAGCACUUCUGUGGCCGUAUUUUGCCAUGAAUUACCUCAUGAGCUAGGAGACUUUGCUGUACUUCUCAAAGCUGGUAUGACUGUCAAGCAAGCUGUGCUUUAUAACGCUCUKUCAGCCAUGCUAGCUUAUCUUGGAAUGGCAACUGGAAUCCUUAUUGGUCAUUAUGCAGAGAAUGUUUCAAUGUGGAUAUUUGCACUUACUGCKGGCUUGUUCAUGUAUGUGGCUCUUGUGGAUAUGGUACCUGAAAUGCUCCACAAUGAUGCCACUGACCAUGGAUGUAGCCGGUGGGGAUACUUCAUGUUACAGAAUGCUGGGAUUCUCCUGGGCUUUGGGAUAAUGCUGCUUAUCUCAGUAUUUGAACAUAAGAUUGUAUUCAGCAUAAACCUGUAAUCCUGGUUGCCRGGAAGACAGCUUGGUAUUAAAUUAUAAGUGGUUGAGGUUUUUUUCUAUUAAUUUCCUUAUUGGAAAGGUACAUUUGAUAUAGACUAGAUAGUUUUAUUGGUGUGCUUUGUUGUUGUGUACUUCCUUAUUGCCUGUUAGAAAGGAACACUGAAAAAUUUGGGGUUUGUUGGGGGCUUUUUGUUUGUUUUUAAUUGUGUGGGUUUUUUUUUAUUUGGGAUUUAGCAUUGCUYAUGGUACUGUGGAAAGUGGUACUUAGUAAAACAUGGCAAAAGUGCCAAAUCUAUAUUGUAUUGUCUGUACUAUUUGGGAGAUUAGGGUGUUUUUUUUUACUAAAUUUAUUUACUGUAUGUAAUUAUAUGUAAUGUCUUUUA